AUUCAUUAUUCCUAUGCUUGUUAAGGCUUUCUCUGAAGAUUACCAACUCAAAUUCAAACCUCAUCAAGUUGAAGGCCCUGCUUCUCCUCGGGACUAUUUAGAUUGGCUUAAUAGCUUAAGAAAAUGGCGUCUUGAACAAUACAAAAAGGAGGAAAGUCAUGUUACUUCUGCCUUGGAUGUUCCUGAACUUCAUUGGGUUCAAACAAGCUAUGUUCAACCUCAUGUUAUGGUGAAUGACUUGUAUCUCUAUGAUCCUGUCACCAACAAAUACACUGUGGAUAGAUAUCUCAAAGAUGCCGAAAAACGUUACGGUGCCGUUGAUUCCAUUGUUAUUUGGCCUACUUUUCCCAACCUUGGUUGUGAUAGUCGUAAUUCUGAAGACUAUUUUAGAUGUCUUCCCGGAGGAACACUCGGAAUUCGUUCCUUAGUACAAGAAUUCCAUAGUAAGAAAGUCAAGGUUUUAUUCCCCGUCCUUGGUUGGGACAAUGGCACACGUGAUCCUCAAGCCUCCUGGAGUUAUAUCCUCCCUCGCUUGUUUAAGGAAUACAACAUCGACGGUAUGACAAGUGAUGAUGCUCACUUCACUCAAGAUUAUUGGUUAAAUGCACUCGCUAUUGGUCAUCCCUUGGCCUUCAAGUCACAUGCUACCAAUGAAGCUUCUUGCAAGACUAUGCAAUGGAACAUCGUUGACACAGCUAAAUUUGAUUUUAAAAAUCAUAUCCCUACUGUCUCUACUCGAAAGCUCCUUGAGCCUAGACGUAUGACGCAUACUUCUGAUAAAUGGUCUAGAAACAAGACUACCAUGAUUCAACAUGCUUUCUUUAAUGGUUUGGGUAUUGAAUUAUGGGAAAACAUAUUUGGUACUUGUAAUCAAAUGUCACCAAGAGAUGCUGAAGCACUCUACCGCACAGCUAGUAUUCUCAGAUGCUUUGGCCCUGACUUUUUUGCUUCACCUGAAUGGGAGCCUCAUUGCCCCUGCGUUCGUUGGGAAACUGUCUUCUCAAGCAAGUUUCCUAAUCGUGUUGUUAAGGACCAAGUUGUCUGGACCUUUGUCAACCGUGGUCCUGCUGCUGUCACUGGUCAUCAAAUUGUCGUGAAUUAUCAUAUUGGUAUUCAAUACUAUGAUGUCUGGCAUGGUAUUGAACUUGAGCCUACCAACAUCUGUGAUGGACUUGCCACUCUUAGCUUUGAUAUUGAGCCUCAUGGCUAUGGCUGUAUCUUUGCUACUUCUGAUGUAUCCGUUUUACCCACCGGUUUUGAUGAACUCUUGAAGAAACUCAAGUGUCGUUCCCACAAGCCUCUUCACUGCUAUCCUAUGUCUUCUCCUAUGCUAUGGCAAGAACUGGAUGAAGUUGUUGUGAGUAAAACAAGCUCUGAAAAUAUAUGUGGCAUGGUGCGUAUUGAAGGUGACGUCUUUGAUUUCCAAGUCAAAGGAUUAAGUGAACAUCCUUGCGGUACCGCAGAAUAUCCUGGUGUAGAUAUCAAGUACCCUUGGGAAUUUCAAGCUUCCCGCGUCCAUGCUACUUAUCGUAUGAAAAUUCAUACUUUCUACAUGGAUGCUUAUCCUGUCACUGAAGCCCAAUUCAAAAAAUUUCUUGAUGAGACUGAUUAUAAGCCUGCGGAUCCUACUAACUUUUUGAAGCAUUGGAUUGGUGGUUGCUAUCCAUGCGAUCGCGCUAAUAAGCCAGUCACUCAUGUCUCUAUUGAAGAUGCAAGAGCCUAUGCUAAAUGGGCAGGCAAGCGUCUUCCUCAUGAAUGGGAAUGGCAAUAUGUCGCUCAAGGUGGCCAUGAAUAUCGCACUUAUCCUUGGGGCAACACAUGGGAUGAAUCCAAGGUACCCGAGGUCUAUAGUGGUCGUGAUAGACUUUACCCCGAACACCCACCUGCUGAUGUAGACACCCACCCUGCUGGUCGUUCUUGUAUGGGUGUAUAUGAUAUGGUUGGUAACGUCUGGCAAUGGACUGAUGUAUAUCAAGAUGAACACACCAGAGCAGCUAUCAUUCGUGGUGGCUCUUACUAUAAGCCCAAGGACAGUACACACUAUUUCCCUCAAGCUUAUCGUAAUGAUACCCAUGGCAAAUACCUCUUGAUGUCUGCUUCUGUUGAUCGUUCCGCUACCAUUGGUUUCCGAUGCGUUAAAGAUACUGAAGAGAGUGCUGCUGCUCUUGGCAAUUGUUCCUUUGAUGAAGAGCAAUGCUUAUAAUAUGCAAUCUAUAGUGGCCUGGAUAAGAAUGGCAAUUUUUUUUUAAAUAAUUGAUAUCAAUACUUAAUGCAAGAACUGAAUUACAAUUCUUGUUUAUAAUAAAAUAAAAGGAUAUAAACACUUAACCGAUGGAAGAGACCAGUUCUGCUCAUCAGGUG
This is a messenger RNA of Gilbertella persicaria, 2361 nucleotides long. RefSeq names its product C-type lectin protein. The transcript is spliced from 13 exons. The record is from RefSeq and is a predicted model, not a curated record. Bases 14 to 2203 code for a protein of 729 amino acids. Lineage: Eukaryota; Fungi; Mucoromycota; Mucoromycetes; Mucorales; Choanephoraceae.